AUGAAGGCCAAAGCUUUGUCGGUGAAGGAGUGUGCCUGGAUGUCAGAGGAGUGCCACCUAGUGGAUGAGCUGCGUGGAGCUACCCAGAAGGACAGCCUUUGUUUACCAAAUAUCUUCAGGUCCAAAAAGGUGAAGCCGCUCACCAAGAUCCAGAGCAGCCACACUUACCAGGUUCACUACACGGCCAGAGAGCUUCUGCUGGAAGUACUGGACAGAGAAGCCGUUCAGGAGCUGACGAGAAGAGCUGCCGGCGUGAAGACGGGAGGUAAUCGUCUGUCAAACAGCCAGAGCAGAGAGCAGAGCGCAGAUCUCUCUGAGGAAGAGUAUGCAGAGGCUCUAACGUGGUUUUCCAUAGUCCUACAAAGCGGCCUGUCUGCAGGAGAGAACUGCAGCUUUGGCUCUGACCUGACACUGAAACUGGACGGAUGGCAGGGCGUCCUGAAGAGAAACAGCAUCCAGACCAACUUGUUGUGUCUCACCAGACUGGAGGAUGCAGACAAGUUGGAAGCCCUGUCUGCUUUCUGUAGCCACGUAACCCGGCGCUACCAGGCCCUGAACACACCUGGUUCCAACCUGGCUGUGAAGAAAUACAGACUUUCCUACCAGCACGGUCCCUGCUCACUCCAUCUUGCCCUCCUGUGUGACAUGAGCUCGGGGUUCAUCUGUAACCUGUACCUGUACUGUCCAGAGCAGCUCCAGAGGCGCAGCAGGAGGCCUGUGGUUGAGCAGGUGGUUAAACACCUGCUGAGACCUUUCUGCAGCCACAGACACCUGGUUCAGCUGGACAGCUCCGCCUGGAUGGAGGGCAGACUCACAGACAUCUUCUCAGGGUUUGGAGACAAUAUUAAUUUUGUUCCAGCUGCUAAAAGGCCAGAGAUGAGCCUGACUUCCUCUAUGCUACAUCUGCACCAGCGAACAUCAGAAGACUCAAUGUCUCAUCUGCUGUCCCACCUGCAGGGCUGGACCGGACCUGCUCUGCUCUCUCUGUCGGACCUGAAAGGAUCUGUCGUCGAUGUGUUUCUGCCGGGCCUCUGGGUGACACUACAUGCCAUCUGCAUCAACACAUUUGUGCUCCACACUCUGCAGAGCCGGGGCUCGGGCCAGCAGGUCAACCUGACGGAGUUCACCAGAACUCUGGCCUCUCAGCUGGCCGUGGACAGCAGCGUCACCGUGCCCGUUCUGCCACAACUAAACAGCUGCUCAUACCAGGAGACAGGCUUAGCAAAUGUUUCCAAGCAAAGGACAACUACCAGCAGCAGUGGUCGGGUGAUGGAAAAUGACAAACAGGUCUCAGCAGUGAAAUUGCAGACGAGGUGGAGCAGACCCGGAGUGUGUGGUUUAGACAACGCUGGCAACUCCUGCUACCUCAAUGUUGUGUUGCAGUGUUUGUGCUCCACUGUGCCUCUUGUGGAGCAUCUCCUUAAUCAGGACACACGCAGAGAGCUGGCAAAGUCUAAGUGCCGGUUCGCUGAGGUGUUUGUCCGCCUGCUGGAGGAGAUGUGGCUGGGAAGAAGCUCCUGCUGUGCCCCUCUGGAGGUCCGGUCCGUUCUGUUCUCCAUCCUCCCACAGUUUAACAACUAUUCCCAGCAAGACGCCCAGGAGCUGCUGCUCUUUCUGCUCAAUGCGCUCCAUGACGACCUCAAAAAGGUUGCAAAGCGGCAGAUGCGCUCCUCAGUGAGACAAGAACACAACAGAAACUGUGCCACUGACUUCACCAUUGUCUCACAUCUGUUUGAGGGCCAGCUGAACUACAUGACCCUCUGCAUGCAGUGCGACCACCAGGCGCACAGCAAACAAACCUUCACUGUUCUGUCACUGCCCCUUCCAACAGACAUCAUUAAAUGCUCCAUUCAGGAUUGUCUGUCACUGUUCUUCGAGCAGACUAUCUUGACGGGGGGAGAGCAAAUGCUGUGUUCGGUGUGUGGGCAGAGGAGGGAAACAGCGGUGGUCACUAGUUUAGACAAACCUCCUGAGAUCCUCCUGCUGCACCUGAAACGGUUUGGGUGUAAAGGGAAGAACCAGGUGAAACUGAGGACUAAUGUUGUGUUUUCCACGAAGCUCGAUCUCACGCCGUUUCUAUCCAGCUCAGCACAGAACUCCUCGUGUUCUUCGUACCAUCUAUAUGCUGUUGUGAACCACAUUGGCCAUCUGAACAUGGGUCACUACACGGCUCUGUGCCACAACGCUCCGGCUCAGGUCUGGCACUGUUUUGACGACUCGAUUGUCAAGGAGGUACGGGACAGUGUGGUGCAAUCUCCAAAUGCCUACAUGCUGCUGUACAGCUGCAAACCUUUCCAAAAGCCAAAGAUUCAUGGACUCUAA
Molecule: messenger RNA, 2322 nt
Organism: Stegastes partitus (bicolor damselfish)
Lineage: Eukaryota; Metazoa; Chordata; Actinopteri; Pomacentridae
Source: RefSeq, a predicted model, not a curated record